Polyodon spathula (Mississippi paddlefish) is the source of this 3200-nucleotide messenger RNA. Its product is annotated as leucine-rich repeat-containing protein 3-like. The record is from RefSeq and is a predicted model, not a curated record. The coding region runs from base 889 to 1764 and encodes 291 amino acids. Gene Ontology annotation, molecular function: potassium channel activator activity; voltage-gated potassium channel activity; transmembrane transporter binding. Lineage: Eukaryota; Metazoa; Chordata; Actinopteri; Acipenseriformes; Polyodontidae. Gene Ontology annotation, cellular component: voltage-gated potassium channel complex. The transcript has a single exon.
UCAAGCUCCUAGUAAAAUCUGGACUGGGUGAAACCGCUGUGCAAGAGGAGUCUUAUUCCCAUCCCCGUUUUUAACACAAUUUAAGGAGUGCUGUGUUUCAUUGAUUUGGUGACAGGCCAAUUCAACACCCGCCCCAGUCUGAGACUUUGCUAAUCCAUUUUUCCAGCGUCACUCCCUGGCUCUCUGUCUGUUCCGUGAUAAUCCACCCACCCCCUCGCUCUCGAAGAUCACUCUCAGCACUCUCAUUGGGAAGCUGUCAUUUCCGACCCUGGCAGACGCUCCGAAUCGCACUGCAGGCUGAUAUAACUGUCUGCCAGGACACGCAGCACCCUUUCAUUUCAUAUUUCAUCACCUUCUUCAUAUUGAAGCGCUCUUUAUCAGCACUGCCCCGGUUAACGUGCUGAAUCUGCAGGGAGGCGUUUCACAGGCGAGAGGCAGGUGCUAUCUGGGUUUCCAGCGACGGUUCGCCCGUGCCUGGUGUAAUUAACACAUUGACCACACGCUAUCUGACGCCGAUACAAGAAUGCCAUGCGAAUGUAAUUAAAUGGCCCCUUAAGCAAAAAUAAACCCUGCCGGUCUCCUGUUGGAUGUAAACGGCUUGUGGCCAAGGCAACCAAGUGGAGAGGUGGGGCGCUCCCUAAUCCUGUCCCAGGGCGAUUGAAUCUCGAUCCCAGGAUUCGCCCGGCUUGUGAGGAUUGAUUAGGGUUAGAUUGCAAUCCUCAAUCAGAAUUAAUAAAAUGGUUUUGCGAGAUUUCUUGCUUAGACUGUUAAGUGAUGAAGUGUGUGCAGGACUGUAUGAGAAAGGAGAACCAAGGCAAACAAUUAACCACAGUAGCCCUGUAACAGAGUGUGGCUGGUUGUAUAGAAACAAAAUAAUUGUGAUAUAAAAUGCUCAUAAAAGUUACCUUAACAAAAAAAAAACCCAAACCUGACUGUUGUUUUCAUGUUGAACAGGUCCGCCAGUCAGUCUCGAAGACCCCCGAGCCACGCGGCUAUGUUGAGGAGAUGACCAGCUGCCAGCGAGCGCUCCCGCUGCUGCUGCUGCUGCUGACGCUGUGCGGGCAGGGCUCCCUCUUGUGUCCGGCGGGCUGCCACUGCGCCUGGGACAGCGGGACAGUGAGCUGCGCCAACGCUGGGCUGCAGGAGAUCCCAGCUUCCCUCCCGCGGGACACGGUCACGCUGCACCUGGAGGGGAACCAGAUCAGCACCGUGCGGGACGGGGCAUUCAAAAACCUCCCGCGCCUGCGCGAACUCGACCUGUCCCGCAAUCAGAUCGAGAGCCUCUCCCCGGGAGCCUUCCGGCACCUGAGCCCGGAGCUCAAGAUCCUGGACCUGUCCGACAAUCAGCUGCAGCUGGCCAGCAAGGAGGACCUGGGCCCCACGCGUGCCAAGACCCGGCUCCACCACAACCCCUGGCACUGCAGCUGCGCCCUGCAGGAGCUGAUCGAGACGGUGAACCUGGACCCGGAGACGGUGAGCGGGAUCGUGUGCGAGAGCUCGGCGCAGGGGCCCGAGCACGCCGGCCAGCCCCUGGUCAAGCUGCUGGACGAAGGGGUGAACUUCUGCAGCCUCCAGCGCAAGACGACCGACGUGGCCAUGCUGGUGACGAUGCUCGGCUGGUUCUCCAUGGUCAUCGCGUACGUGGUCUACUACGUGCGACAGAACCAGGCGGAGGCCAGGAGACACCUGGAGUACCUCAAGAGCCUGCCCAGCCCGCUGAAGGAAGCCAGCGCGGAGACGGACACGCUCAGCACGGGCCUGUGAGCCGGGGUGGGGCUCCGAGCUCUCUUUAACACUCCCUCGUUCCUGGUUUAUUUUACAUUUGUUAUUCGGGAUUUCCAAAACCAGCCAUCUACCAGUCCACUAAGAAAAUCUAAAGUCGUGUUGUUUGUUUUGCCCCCCUCGAUUGCUGUUUUAGGAAAACUGUCCAAUAUUUGAUGACUUAAGCAGGACUAGCAAACACGUUGCCGUCCUUCUUUUUAAUUUAACGCAUGUGGCAGUUUGAUAUUAUUUUGUUAAAGGGAAUUUACUGAAUUGUGUAUCCUAAUGCAGUGGAAUGAAGCUCUGCCGCUGGGAAGACUACUGAAACACCAGCCCGCUCCUAGUUCUGAAAGGAAGAAGAAUAAUUUGGAUUACAGGAUGUGGUUGUUCAGCUCUGGGAUAAUAACAGACAGCCUUGAAUUCUGAAUUCUUUACACCACGCUAAUAAAAACAAACAUUUUAAAAAGUGUUGGUUUGGUCUCAAUUUCAAACCGUUUCGUUUCUAGCCCCUACAGCUGCCAAUGUAUUGAUGCGCAAAUUUAAUUAACAUUUUAUUUCCAAUCGAAAGAAAGAAUCUGUCGAGAUCUUCAUACUGGGAAACUGAGCCGGGGGGCAGGCAGCAAAGCAGCUGUUAACACUGGCCUCUGAAACUCAGCAGACAAGGCUUUUUACAUAUGUGUGUGUGUGCGUGCAUUGGCGGCUGUCCGUUUCACAGCAGGUAACACAGGUCACAGUCAGAGAUGCUUGUUUUUCUCUGAAUGGAGGAUCAGGUGAGUGUGUGGGAUCCGGAAACAGAACGCCGCGUGCCAGUGCAGACUGCAGUUCCCCCAGUGUUCCCAGUUCACCUGCCUCUCUAUACUGCCUUGAACUGAAUUAGCAACCCCAUAGCCCGGUGGUACUCGACUCUGGCCUUUGAGGUCCAAUCCAGACCCGAUAUCCAAAACUGUGGAUUUUAGAGACCGCCCAAAAAGUUUUCUUAUUUCCCCACCCUGCUUUGAGAUGUAGAUUUAUUGGGAGCAUCACAAUUCAAACAAUCAGUAUUUACUCUCAUCUGUUUCACACGUGCGCCAGCGCUGCAGGCAGCUAGCCACGCACACUGUCGCAUUUUAAACUCAGCUAGCAGGCUUGGUGUCAAUUUCCGUUUUUCAAAUCAAUUCCAAAACACAGCAUUGAUCAAAACCGCUACUGGCAGCAUCGUCUUAAAAUGAGCUUCAAGCGGAAGACGGCAACUGAAGUCAUGCGAGUGAAUCAAUGAAACGGUUUAGUAGGUCUCUAAAAACAUCAAUUCUAAUCCCAGCUGGAACUGGGAAUGGAUUUGAAAGAGGAAUUGAAACCCGGGACUGACCCCGGCCCUGCUUGCUCUGUGUUACCAGAGCGGCUGCUGGUUUUAUUUUCACAAUUGAGAAGCAACACAAUUGCAAUUAAAACCUACACAGAAA